Messenger RNA from Microthlaspi erraticum, 1182 nucleotides. Lineage: Eukaryota; Viridiplantae; Streptophyta; Magnoliopsida; Brassicales; Brassicaceae. The record is from the annotation of a GenBank genome assembly.
AUGGGUGGAGGACUAGUAGCAGCAGAUGAUUUCAUAGGUUAUCCUUCAGAGCUACCAAUGGUGUCAGAAUCCUCUCCAGAGGAUGGAUCUGUUUUGGAGGUCAACUGCGAUUUGUCUUUAGAGAAGAAACCUGCAAGAACCCUAGUUCUGGUCGGGCGUUCAGGCAAUGGGAAAAGUGCGACAGGAAAUAGCAUUCUUGGAAGACAAGCUUUCAGGUCAAGAGGGUGUGCGUCAGGGGUAACUACAGCCUGUGAGCUACAGAGUUCGACGUUGCCAAAUGGACAGAUCCUCAAUGUUAUAGAUAGUCCUGGUCUGUUUAGCAUGUCUCCAUCAACCGAGUUUACAUGCAGAGAGAUUGUAAGGUGCUUGUCUCUGUCCAAAGAUGGAAUUGAUGCCGUGCUUGUGGUAUUUUCCUUGAGGAACAGGCUAACAGAAGAGGAGAAAUCUGCUCUUUUCGCGUUAAAGAUCCUUUUUGGAAGCGAGAUUGUAGACUACAUGAUCGUUGUUUUUACAAAUGAAGAUUUCCUUGAGGAUGAAGGUGAUACAUUGGAGGAAUAUCUGGAAGACAGUACUGACUUCAAGGAUAUUCUUGUAGCCUGCAAUGACCGCAAGGUGUUGUUUGGAAACAGACCCAAAGCCCCUGAGAGUCAGAAAGCUAAGCAAGUUCAGGAGAUCCUAAACUAUGUUGAAGAAGUUUCAAGGAAAAAUGGGAAACCGUAUAUGAAUGAUUUAUCUCAUGAGAUACAGGAACACGAGACUGCAUUCCAAGAAAAGCAGAGAGAGGUCUUGGAAAUGAAGAAGGGCGGCUUCACGGAACAAGAUAUGUCUCGAAUGAUUGAAAACAUGAAUAACUCUCGUGAUGCCCAGCUGCUUAAUGAAAUGGUGGAGAGGGUUGAGCGUAAGCUGAAAGAGACAGUAGAGAAGCUAGAGCAGCAACUGAACGAAGAGCGAGCUGCAAGACUUGAACUGGAGAAAAAGGCAAUACAAGUUGAGAAACGUUCAAGUGAUGUUGCUAAAAAGCUUAACAAAGAGCAAGCUGCAAGACUUGAGUCGGAGAAAAAAGCAAACGAAGUCAAGAAACAUACAAACGAUGUCAUUAACAAGCUGAAGAAAGAUCUAUCGAGGGCUGAAAAUAUGACCCGGGCACUUCAAGGAAAGGCUAAACAGUGCAUCAUUAUGUGA